AUGCUUUUUAAGCAAGUAAUUCAGUUUAAUAGAAUCGUUAAGCGCGGCCGAAGCCGUCUAAGAAAUCUUCUUUCUGCUUUAGCUAUUGCUACUGCUAUAAUUACGGCGGCUACGGCGGCUAUACUACGCACUCUUACCUUCGAAGCUUCGCCCUUUCCUUUAGACCUUUUUACUAAGCGCUUGCUUAUGCUAACGACCGUUAAAGCUUUAAAGUGCAUCAACGUCAUUCGCUAUCUCCGGUGUAUUAAAAGUAGUUAUAGCAAUUGCACCGCUGCUUUUGCCGCUGCUAACACCGCUUUCGAUAAUUUCCUCGCUUUAAAUGCUGCCUUUUCAAGAGGUGCUGCUAGUAGUCCGGGCAAUCUAGCAAAUAAAAGUGAAAGUUUUAAAAGUAGUCUCGGUAGCCUUAUAGGUUUUGCUCUUGCUCUUAAAACUUUCAAUUUGAAUAUAGCUUUUAUUAGAUUGAAUAGUUUUGUAAUAACGAACCGUGGUCCGAUGACUCGAAGCGCUUCGAGCAUAUCACCCUUUCCUCUUGCGCUUGCCGCCUUUAUUGCUCUCGUCGCCUUCGCUGCUUUCGUCGCUCUCGCAGCUUUCGUCGCUUUCGUCGCACUUAUUAUCGUCGCUCCUUUUGCGCUAAUCGUUGCGCUUGCCGCUCUCGCGGCGGCGCCCGCCGUUGCUAUAACUCUUGCGGAGCGCCGGGCUAAAGUAAAGAAAUUGCUAAAAGCUCUAGUCGAUCUUUUAUUAUAA
This is a messenger RNA of Drepanopeziza brunnea f. sp. 'multigermtubi' MB_m1, 744 nucleotides long. Lineage: Eukaryota; Fungi; Ascomycota; Leotiomycetes; Helotiales; Drepanopezizaceae. The record is from RefSeq and is a predicted model, not a curated record.